GAGGUGGACGAGAACGGCGAGGAGAUCAUGGAGGGGGCUCUGAUAGCCCGGGACAAGGUCGGGGUGCAGGAUUUUGUCCUUCUGGAUUCCCACACCAGCGAGGCUGCUUUCCUCAACAACCUUCGCAAGCGCUACCAGGAGAACCUCAUCUAUACCUACAUUGGCUCUCUGCUCGUGUCUGUGAACCCCUACCAGGAGCUGGACCUUUACACAGUGUCUCAGAUGCAGCUUUAUCGGGGCGUGAACUUCUUUGAGCUGCCCCCACACCUCUAUGCCAUAGCUGACAACGCCUACAGGGUGAUGUGCAAUGAGUUCAACAACCACUUCAUCCUCAUCUCUGGGGAGAGUGGGGCUGGCAAGACAGAGGCAUCCAAGAAGAUCCUGCAGUACUAUGCAGUCACCUGUCCCACCACGGAGCAGCUCCAGACUGUUCGGGACCGGCUCCUGCUCUCCAACCCCGUCCUCGAGGCUUUUGGGAAUGCAAAAACCCUGCGCAACGACAACUCCAGCAGGUUUGGGAAGUACAUGGACAUCCAGUUUGAUUUUAAGGGAGCUCCUGUGGGAGGGCACAUCCUCAGCUACCUGAUUGAGAAAUCCAGAGUUGUCCACCAAAACCACGGAGAGAGGAAUUUCCAUAUUUUCUACCAGCUGCUGGAAGGGGGAGACAAGGAACUGCUCGGCUGGCUGGGGCUGGAGCGUAACCCCCAGAAAUACGCGUACCUUAUCCAGGGUCGAUGUGCCAAAGUGUUUUCUAUCAAUGACAAGAAUGACUGGAAAAUAGUCCGGAAAGCUUUUUCCAUCAUUGACUUCACUGAAAAAGAUAUGGAGCAUCUCUUUGGAAUCGUUGCCAGUGUCCUGCACCUUGGGAACAUCCAGUUUGAGGAGGACAGCAAUGGCCACGCCAUCAUCCGCGACGGCUCCCAGAUCAAGUGGAUUUCCAAGCUGCUGGGUGCUCACCUGUCCAUCCUGCAGGAAGCUCUCACAAACAGGAAGAUCGAAGCCAGAUCUGAGGAGGUGCUCAGCCCACUGAAUGUCGACCUGGCAUUCUAUGCCCGGGACGCCGUAGCAAAAGCAAUUUAUGGAAGAACUUUCACAUGGCUGGUCAACAAAAUCAAUGGCUCUCUUGCCAACAAGGACUCCACUCAGAAAACAGUUAUUGGCCUGCUGGAUAUUUAUGGCUUUGAAGUGCUGGACACAAACAGUUUUGAGCAGUUCUGCAUUAAUUACUGCAAUGAGAAGCUGCAGCAGCUGCUGAUUGAGAUGACCCUGAAGGCAGAGCAGGAGGAAUAUGAACUGGAAGGCAUUGAGUGGGAACCAAUCCCAUAUUUUAACAACAAAAUCAUCUGUGACUUGGUUGAGCAGAAGCACAAAGGAAUAAUCUCCAUCCUGGAUGAGGAGUGCUUACGGCCUGGGGAAGCGACUGAUUUGAGCUUCUUGGAAAAGCUGGAAGAGAAAGUAGGAGACCAUGCCCACUUCGUGACGCGCAAGCUGGCGGAUCAGAAGACGCGGAAAUCGAUCGACUGGGUGGAUUUCCGCCUCCUCCACUACGCUGGAGAGGUCACCUACUGUGCUGUGGGAUUUCUGGAGAAGAAUAAUGAUCUGCUGUACAGAAACCUGAAGGAGGUGCUGUGCAACUCCAAGAACAGCAUCAUCAGGGAGUGUUUCCUCCUGUCAGAGCUGGACAACAGGAGGAGGCCAGAGACUGUUGCAACCCAGUUCAAGAACAGCCUGACGAGUCUGAUUGAGAUCCUGAUGUCCAAGGAGCCCUCGUACAUCCGCUGCAUCAAACCCAAUGAGAACAAGGAGCCUGGGAAGUUUGAUGAUUUCCUGAUCCGACACCAGGUGAAGUACCUGGGGCUGAUGGAGCACCUGCGGGUGAGGCGCGCCGGCUUCGCCUACCGCCGCAAGUACGAGCUCUUCCUGCAAAGGUACAAAAGUCUCUGCCCAGCUACCUGGCCACACUGGCAUGGGCCAGCAGCAGAGGGUGUGGAGAGACUCAUCAAGCACAUUGGUUACAAGCCUGAGGAGUACAAAUUAGGAAGAACCAAAAUAUUCAUCCGUUUCCCAAAGACCCUGUUUGCCACAGAAGAUGCCUUUGAGUACAGAAAGCACCUGCUGAUUUCAAGGCUCCAGGCCAAAUACAAAGGAUUCCUUGGGAAAAGAGCCUACCAGAAGAAGAGGAAAGCAGCAAUCAAGCUGGAGGCCUGCUGGAGAGGAGCCCUGGCACGGAGGGCAGCCAAGAAGAGGACGUGGGCAGUGCAGACCAUCAGGAAGUUCAUAAACGGCUUCAUCAAUCGGAAGAAGCCCCUCUGUGAAGAGAACAGGGACUUUGUGAGGCUUUCACAGUACUACUACCUGAUGAAGCUCCGAGACCACCUCCCAAAAAAUGUCUUGGACAAGAGCUGGCUCCGGCCUCCCUCCAUCCUGGAAGAGACAUCUGAGAUGCUCCAGAAACUCUGCGUGAGGAACCUGGUGAGGAAAUACUGCCGAGGGCUCACUGCUGAGAGGAAAGUGCAGCUGCAGCAGAAGGUGGUGACCAGCGCUGUUUUCAGUGGGAAGAAGGAGGGGUACCUGGAGAGCCUCAGCCAGCCCUUCCUGGAGACCCGCCUGAGAGAGAAUGACCUAAACCCCAAAGUGCUGCAGCUCAUCCGUGGGGAGAACAUCAAGUACGUGACGCCCGUGGUGAAAUACGACAGGAACGGGUUCAAGGCGCGCGAGCGGCUCCUGGUGCUCACCCAGAGCUCGGCCUACGUGGUGGAGAUGGCCAAGAUCAAACAGAAAAUCGAGUAUUCCACCCUGAAAGGGAUCUCCACCAGUAACCUGAGUGAUGGGAUCGUGGUCAUUCACGUUCCUGAGGACAAGAAGGGAGAUGUGAUCCUGCAGUGUGAGCACGUCUUUGAGACAGUGACCAAGCUCUGCAUAUUGGCCAACAAGCAAAGCGUGGUUAAAGUGGUGAAGGGGAGCCUCCGGUUCCGCGUGGGCUCUGGCAAGGAGGGGACCAUGGUGUUCACCGUGGGGCCAGAGCCUCAGGUCUUCAAGGACAAAACUGGACAGCUGACAGUGGUGUCAACCCCAAAAAGGUCUUGAUGAGAACCAGUUCCUGUUCCCUUGGCUGGGGACAGAAAGGAGCCUGCAGGAUGAGACCAGCCCUCACAUCUCCCCUGGAAUCUCUGAUGCCACAGGGCUGCUGUGAUUUGAGAGUUUGUUUGCAUCUUUUAGGCUCUUUUUUUUAUAGCUUAAAACUAUUCAAGUAUAGAUAAAUAAAAUCCCUGACGUUGCUGUAACGUUCCCAGCAGGAGACGCUCGUUACAUGGUCACAGGGACAUUCAUCCCCAAAGUUCCAAGGCAAAAUCUCCAUCUCUGAGAGGUCAGGAAGGAUUAGGACAGAAGCCAAAAGGCUUUUCUAGCUGUGCUUUGACUCACUACUCAGGAGCACUGCAGGAAAUGCAGAGCAGUAUUAACCCAGGUCUAAAACCAACUUUUCUCAAGGCAGAGAGAAUCCCAACAGCUGGGCCUCUCCCACAAGGAGGGCUGGGAGGUCAAACUGACAUUAAUUAGGAUGGAGAUCUGGUAUUUCAUCCCAAAAAUUCCUCUAGCCACACAGCCCAUGAGGAUA
Messenger RNA from Zonotrichia leucophrys gambelii, 3616 nucleotides. It is a transcript of the gene MYO1H, whose product is annotated as myosin IH. Bases 28 to 3087 code for a protein of 1019 amino acids. Gene Ontology annotation, cellular component: cytoplasm; actin cytoskeleton; plasma membrane. The transcript has 31 exons. Lineage: Eukaryota; Metazoa; Chordata; Aves; Passeriformes; Passerellidae. The record is from RefSeq and is a predicted model, not a curated record. Gene Ontology annotation, molecular function: ATP binding; microfilament motor activity; actin filament binding. Gene Ontology annotation, biological process: actin filament organization; vesicle transport along actin filament.